AUGGACAAUUUAAUAGCAGAUGUAUCAGACAUUGACUUUAUCAUUGAGAGCCAACUAGAAAAUCAAAUUGGAUUGGGAUGUUUGCCUUUCUCAAAUAUGAACAAGUCCGGUGCUGGCGUUUGUCGUUUUUUUAUUAUUAAUCAAUGUCCCCUUAAUAAUUUAUGUCCUUUGAGACAUAUCAAAGCUGACAGGACAGUCGUAUGCAAGCAUUGGCUUCGUGGAUUGUGCAAAAAAGGUGAUGACUGCGAGUUCCUACACGAAUAUGAUAUGACUAAAAUGCCAGAAUGUUACUUCUUUUCGAAAUUCGGAGAGUGUAUGAAUAAAGAAUGUCCAUUUCUUCAUAUUGACCCUGCUUCUAAGGUACAGGAUUGCCCUUGGUAUGAUAGAGGGUUUUGCAGAAACGGUCCUUUGUGCCGAAAUCGACAUGUCAGACGAGUAGCGUGCAAAAACUACAUAAAUGGUUUUUGUCCUAAAGGACGUGAAUGUAAAUAUGCGCAUCCUAUAUGGUGGCCCCUUCCAGGAAGUGAUCAAGAUACACAGAAAAGCCGCUGGAUAUGUCAUUACUGCAAUGAACGUGGGCACAAAAUACAAUUUUGCCUCAAACUAUCACCUGAGGAACGUCUUCGACUACAGGAGCAGCAGCGAAUGCAGAAUAUUAGCACUGGCGGCGCAGCGUUGCCUCAACAAGGUGUUAAUCCCGGAUCUCGGUUUGUUUCGGAACGUCUCAAGUUCGGUGGUCUUAUGGGGACCUCACAGGCUGCUCCUACCGGACCUCGACAAGGCCCACAAAAACCACUUGACGAAGUAACAUGUUUUAAAUGUGGAGAGAAAGGACAUUAUGCGAAUCGAUGCAACAAAGGCUAUUUAGCAUUUCUCAGCAAGGUUUCACUACAACCCCAUGAAAUGGAGAGUGCUCGUGGCUGA
Molecule: messenger RNA, 924 nt
Organism: Schistosoma intercalatum
Lineage: Eukaryota; Metazoa; Platyhelminthes; Trematoda; Strigeidida; Schistosomatidae
Source: the annotation of a GenBank genome assembly